AUAGUUGUGCACAUAGCCAAGAACAGCCUACUCUCCUCUCCUUGUCCCGAUGCCGCCUGGUGCUCUUCCUCUUCUGCUGCUGCUCCCGCUCGCCCUGCUGCGCUUCGCUACCGCCACCGCCGACGCCAACGGAACCCGCGGCAACACCAGCUGCGCGCCGGCAACAUGCGGGAACCUGAGCAUCACGUACCCGUUCUCGCUCAGCGGCGUGCAGCCGCUCUACUGCGGUAACCCGGCCUUCGAGCUCACGUGCGCCGCCGACGCCGGCCGCGCCUACCUCGCCAGGACGUUCCGGGACCGCCUGUACCGCGUCCUCAGCAUCUACUACGAGAGCAACUCCUUCGUGAUGGCCGUCGACGUCGACUCGUCCUUCGUCGGCGACGAGCGGUGCCACAUCCCGGACUUCAACGUGUCCUCCGGCCUCUCCCUCCUGCCGGUCAACGUCAGCGCCGCCGCCAACACGAACCUCACCUUCGUCUACAACUGCACGCUCCCCCGCAACGCCAGCGUGCUGCUGCAGCCGCCGUGCGCGAGGCUCACGAUCGGAGCGUACGUCCUGGACGGCGAGGGCAGCGCGCUGCCGCCGGAGGUCCCGAGGAACUGCAGCUCGGUGAGCGUGCCGGUGCAGCGGUCCUCCUUCCGCAACGCGUCGGAGGAGCCAGCCCAUGAGUACAGGAGGUUGAUCGAUGAAGGGUUCGUCGUGGAGUGGCCGUCGACCACGGCAGAGUGCGGCGCGUGCAAGGGGCGGGGCGGCGAGUGCAAAUUCGUUGAGCUUGCGUUCCAGUGCAUCUGCAGCGACGGGAGGCCCUGCCGGAAUUCUCGCGAUACUCGAGGAGUAAUCAAAAUCGGGACAGGAAUUGCAGCAGCAGCUCUUCUGUUUGUGAUCAUACUGACCGUUCUCUCCCUUCAGAUCAAGCUACGCAAGAGACGGUAUAGAGGCAAUGAAUCUAAUAUAGAGGAAAUACUAAAGGGAUACGAUUCUCUCAUCCCAAAAAAGUACAGAUACUCGGAUCUAAAGAAAAUAACUGGAUCCUUCAAAGAUAAUCUGGGAGAAGGUGGCUAUGGCACGGUAUUCAAGGGUAAUUUAAAAGAUGGCCGCAAGGUUGCCGUGAAACUACUGAAACAAUCAAAAGGAAAUGGAGAGGAGUUCCUGAAUGAGGUUGUAAGUUUCCGUAAGACAUCACAUGUCAAUAUUGUUAACUUACUCGGUUUUUGUUUACAUGGACCUAAGAGGGCACUUAUUUACGAAUACAUGGGCAAUGGUUCAUUGGAGAAGUAUAUUUAUUCAGAAGAAACUAAAAUGGCCAUUGGAUGGGAAAAGUUGCGAGAAAUAGCAAUAGGCAUUGCGCGGGGCUUGGAAUAUUUGCACCGUGGUUGUAAUACUCGCAUCAUCCAUUUUGAUAUCAAGCCACACAACAUUCUUCUAGAUGAAGACUUUUGUCCUAAAAUUGCCGAUUUUGGAUUGGCAAAACUGUGUCACCUUAAGGAUAGUGCCCUGUCAAUGGCGGAAGCAAGAGGUACCAUCGGUUUUAUUGCUCCAGAAGUAUUUUCUAGGGGUUUUGGAGUUGUAUCCACUAAGUCAGAUGUUUACAGCUAUGGAAUGCUGCUGUUGGAGAUGGUAGGAGGGAGGACGAAUACUAAAGGAAAUAUUGAGAAUUCUAGUGAAGCGUAUUUUCCAAACUGGGUUUAUGACCGUCUAGUUAAAGAUUUACAAAGUCAUGAAGUCACAUGUGAGACGGAAGAGAUUGCAAGACAGAUGACCCUAGUUGGCUUGUGGUGUAUACAAACGGCCCCGAGUAAUCGCCCUUCCAUGAGCAGAGUCAUAGAAAUGUUGGAGAAGAACAUAAAUGAAUUGGAAAUGCCCCCGAAGCCAUUGCUUUCAUGUCCCUCGGAGCCACUAUAUUUUUCAUCGACUUAGAUUUCUCUCGUGAGAGAUGGCCUCCUUUUUAAAUUUAUUCUUAUGAUAUACCCAUGAAUGGAUGAACUAGCCCUACGGGAAACAGGAAAUCAAUGUGCUACAUCACAUUUGUAAGAAGUUGAACUAAACCUAAAAAUAUAUGUAUUCAUUUCUUACGCUGCAGGUAUUAGAUCAUGCACAUAGUGCAUCCUGCAUUAGAAGCCUUCCCACAAGAAACGUGGUCUAUACAUUACAUUUUCACAGAACUCUCCAAAUGGUACGAGUAUUAUAUUUUUUA
Messenger RNA from Panicum virgatum (switchgrass), 2195 nucleotides. RefSeq names its product LEAF RUST 10 DISEASE-RESISTANCE LOCUS RECEPTOR-LIKE PROTEIN KINASE-like 2.5. NCBI's taxonomy places the organism in Eukaryota, Viridiplantae, Streptophyta, Magnoliopsida, Poales, Poaceae. The record is from RefSeq and is a predicted model, not a curated record. Gene Ontology annotation, biological process: protein phosphorylation. The coding region runs from base 50 to 1918 and encodes 622 amino acids. Gene Ontology annotation, molecular function: protein kinase activity; polysaccharide binding; ATP binding. The transcript has 3 exons.